Limulus polyphemus (Atlantic horseshoe crab) is the source of this 588-nucleotide messenger RNA. Its product is annotated as integral membrane protein GPR155-like. The annotation marks the transcript as partial. The record is from RefSeq and is a predicted model, not a curated record. NCBI's taxonomy places the organism in Eukaryota, Metazoa, Arthropoda, Merostomata, Xiphosura, Limulidae. The transcript is spliced from 5 exons.
AUGGAAAUUAAGGAGAUGACAGAAGUCUGUGGAAUCGAGGAAAAGCUGUCAUCGGCCAUAAUCCUGUGUACUGCCUUAUCCAUUCCGGUUAUGUACAUCGCUGCCGUAGUAACCACCUUGGACGUGUAUUGGUUGACUGGGUACAUAUUAAAGUUAAGAGAAACAAUGCAAUGGUCUUCCGUCGUCAGUCUGUUAGCAUCGACUUGUGUGAUCGUGGUUCUUCUGGCUGGAAGUCGAUGGAGGAAACAACCUCACACGAACGUUUUUUACUUGGUAGUUAGUCAGGUUAUUCUUGGUUCAGGAGUUUUGUUCUGGGUAACUUUUCCUAGCAACUCAAAAUGGUUUAACAACCUUCUGACUGCCUGGAUAACCUAUGGACAGUUGGCCUCCAGGAUAUGGACAGCUGUCAUCGCUGUGGUUAUAGUGUUGCACCAGCGCCACUCUGCGGAAAGAUUCGGUAUUCCCUUUUUAAUAUUCGGAUUUGGAAUGCCAGUACUAGCAACAGUGGGCUUAUUCAUGCUGAGAAACCUGUUUCAUUUUUCUUGGAUUGGUCAAGAUUUACCGGUAUUUUUGUACGGAAAACCAGAG